This is a messenger RNA of Zerene cesonia (dogface butterfly), 1163 nucleotides long. RefSeq lists its product as uncharacterized. The record is from RefSeq and is a predicted model, not a curated record. Lineage: Eukaryota; Metazoa; Arthropoda; Insecta; Lepidoptera; Pieridae. The coding region runs from base 178 to 861 and encodes 227 amino acids. The transcript has 6 exons.
AUGUAGUAACUAGCUUUGGGUGUCAUCCAGUGUGAUCCAUGUGCCAAAUGAUCCUUAUAGACAAAAGAACUAUAUUUACCCGUAUACAAAGACAAUUGAUAAAUAAUAAAAAGAUACAAAGAUAUACAUUCAAAUUUCAAACGUUAUUUUAAGAAAUAAAUAAGGUACCUAAAAUAUAUGUACGUAAUGAGUGAAGAACACAAUAAGCUCCCAAAAUCAGUUUUAAGUUAUUACGUGCAACUUUACUGUAAAAAAAGAAACAUCAAUAAAAAUAUAAGCAAACGUAAAAGUUUGGUAGCAGAAGCAACAAGAUCAUGGUUAAAUCUAAGUUCUUCUAAGCGAAAAAUAUUGACAAUGAAGUAUGAAAAUUGUUACCUAAAAUUACGAAAGCGGUUUGCUGAUAAAUUGCGAAAUACCAUACCAUUUUCAAACAAAAAUCAAAUACCCGAAACAAAAAUAGAUUGUAUCAGUAGAACACACUCUGUAGAUGAUGUAUGCAAUAUUACCUCACAAAUGUCAGAAAAUGAAAACAACCAAAGCAUUCAUGAAAGCAACCAGAGCAUAUGUUCUGUAGAUCAUCAGCAACGAGAUGACGAAAAAAAUGAAUCACAAUGGCCUAAUGCAUCAAUUCUUAAACCAUGUCCACCUCAAUUCAGAACAACAAAGGAGCUUUAUUAUAUAAUAAAUAAAAAUACUGAAGACCUAGAACCCUGGGAGAGCUUAACAGUAACACAGAGAUCAAAAUAUUCAGAUGCUGCAACUCGUAUUAAGAGACUAUACCUUAUGGAAUACACAAAUUAUUUAGAAAAUCUAUCUACUGAAGACCUUUACACACUUUAUAAAAAUGUGAAUGAUACAUAAAUGUAUAAUUAUUUUUGCAGUAACAUUGAAAACUGCAUUUUGUUUUUUUGGGAUUAACAUUUCAAUUACAAAAAAGUGUCAAUGAAUAAACUGCAUAUUUUACAUUGGAUGUAGCUGAAUAAAAAUUGACUAUUUGAUUAAGCAAUUUAUUUAAACAUCCUUAUUAGAUCAAGGUAACUAAAUGGAAUACAAUAAUUUAAGAACUGUUAUUCAAUUACUAAGUUUAGACUAAAUCUAAUUAACAUUAUGAGAACAUGUCUUAAAUAUAAUAUUUAGGUUAUUUUACAAGAAUAUGAAAAAAA